AUGCUUGCUUUGAUCAAUCGCAUCCUUGAUUGGAUUAAAAGCUUGUUUUGGAAGGAGGAGAUGGAGCUGACACUAGUUGGAUUGCAGUAUUCGGGAAAAACAACUUUUGUUAACGUCAUUGCCUCAGGUCAGUUUAGCGAAGACAUGAUUCCUACCGUGGGCUUCAAUAUGCGCAAAAUCACCAAAGGAAAUGUCACUAUUAAGGUCUGGGAUAUCGGUGGACAGCCAAGAUUCCGUUCUAUGUGGGAGAGAUACUGCCGAGGCGUCAAUGCUAUUGUUUACAUGGUGGACGCCGCGGACCCCGACAAAAUCGAGGCGUCGCGCAACGAGUUGCACAGCCUACUGGAGAAGCAACAGCUCACCGGCAUUCCUGUUCUGGUGCUGGGCAACAAACGCGACCUGCCGCACGCGCUCGAUGAACACGGCCUUAUUGAGCGGAUGAACCUAUCGGCUAUCCAAGACCGUGAGAUCUGCUGCUAUUCAAUUUCGUGCAAAGAGAAGGACAAUAUAGACAUCACGCUACAAUGGCUCAUCGCGCACAGUAAGAUGAGAAUAAAUGCAGCUGAACCGAGUUUGAAUCAGAUAUUAAUUUAA
This is a messenger RNA of Arctia plantaginis, 594 nucleotides long. The record is from the annotation of a GenBank genome assembly. Lineage: Eukaryota; Metazoa; Arthropoda; Insecta; Lepidoptera; Erebidae.